Messenger RNA from Orcinus orca (killer whale), 2500 nucleotides. RefSeq names its product insulin like growth factor binding protein 3 (gene IGFBP3). Gene Ontology annotation, biological process: regulation of insulin-like growth factor receptor signaling pathway. Gene Ontology annotation, cellular component: extracellular region. The coding region runs from base 17 to 1048 and encodes 343 amino acids. Gene Ontology annotation, molecular function: insulin-like growth factor II binding; fibronectin binding; insulin-like growth factor I binding. NCBI's taxonomy places the organism in Eukaryota, Metazoa, Chordata, Mammalia, Artiodactyla, Delphinidae. The transcript is spliced from 5 exons. The record is from RefSeq and is a predicted model, not a curated record.
CACCCAGGCUGCCCAGAUGCUAGCGCGGCGGCUCCGCACUGAGGAUUGGACCCUUCCUGCCACGCUCCCACAUCCUCGCGCCGCUCGCUGUCGCCCCGUCCCCGCGUCCCCCGGCCAGCCCAGCAUCGGAUCUCCGCGGCGGAGAGGAGGAUCCCCGCUCCCUGCCAUGCUGAGGGCGCGCUCCGCGCUCUGGACUGCGGCUCUGACCGCGCUGGCAUUUCUCCACGGGCCGCCAGCGGCACGGGCCGGCGCGGGCGCUGCGGGCACCGGCCCAGUGGUGCGCUGCGAGCCGUGCGACGCGCGUGCCCUGGCCCAGUGCGCGCCACCUCCCCCUGCGCCCCCGUGCGCCGAGCUUGUGCGCGAGCCGGGCUGUGGCUGCUGCCUGACGUGCGCGCUGCGCGAGGGUCAGCCUUGCGGCGUCUACACCGAGCGCUGCGGCUCCGGCCUCCGCUGCCAGCCGCCGCCCGGCGAGCCACGCCCGCUACAAGCGCUGCUGGACGGCCGCGGGAUCUGCGCCAACGCCAGCGCCGCCGGCCGCCUGCGCGCCUACCUGCUGCCCGCAACGCCCGCGCCAGGAAAUGGCAGUGAGUCAGAGGAAGGCCACAGCGUGGGGAGCACAGAGAACCAGGCCCUGACCAGCACGCACAGGGUGCCCGACUCCAAAUUCCACCCCGUCCACACCAAGAUGGACGUCAUCAAGAAAGGACACGCCAAGGACAGCCAGCGCUACAAGGUCGACUAUGAGUCUCAGAGCACAGACACGCAGAACUUCUCGUCCGAGUCCAAGCGUGAGACGGAAUACGGGCCCUGCCGCCGGGAAAUGGAGGACACGCUGAACCAUCUCAAGUUCCUGAACAUGCUUAGCCCCAGGGGCAUCCACAUCCCCAACUGCGACAAGAAGGGCUUCUACAAGAAAAAGCAGUGCCGCCCUUCCAAAGGCAGGAAGCGGGGCUUCUGCUGGUGCGUGGAUAAGUACGGGCAGCCCCUCCCGGGCUUCGACGUGAAGGGGAAAGGGGACGUGCACUGCUACAGCAUGGAGAGCAAGUAGACUGCGGCCACUUCAUGUGGAGCUCAAAUAUGCCUUAUUUUGCACAAAAGACUGCCAAGGACAUGAUCAGCAGCUGGCUACAGCCUCGAUUUCAAUUUCUUUUUGUGGUGAAUUGAUUUUUUUUUUUUUUUAAAACCAAAGUUUAGAAAGAGAUGUUUGAAAUGCCUAGUUUUCUUCCAAAUGGUGAACUUGGCAUCUUUCCACUUUCCAGUAGUCAGUGAAACGCAGUUUGAUUCUUCUUGUUGCUUCCUAUAAAAAUACCUGUAAGCUCAAGCACGGCGUGGCCGUAACUCACACCACCCUGGAACCCUCCCCACGUGUUUGCCGACGCAGCCAACCCUCCACUUCAUGCCUUAGCGACAGUGUUGCUUAUGUAGAUGCGCGCUUCGUCCCCACGUGUAAGAUGAGACAAGGCCUCAUGGAGAAGAGGAACGCCCUGCCCUCUGAUGCCUGCACAUCACGACGCACCCACCUGGGGCUACAUCUUUGAAGCAAGGGCCGGGGUCCCUGGACCAAGAAGAUAUUUUGUAUCUUCAAGGGACCUGCACUGCUUGGAAACUAGUGGAGAGAAUAAGGUGGAAUCUUGCACAAAAAAAUAAUAAUAAUAAUGACCAAGAAUGUUCUAGGGAACUCUGGGAACCUACAAAGGUGGGGAUUUCUGACCCUUCUUUGUCAGGCAGCUUCCUGAAGACACAGCCUUUGCUGAGGCCCCGUGGGGCAGGGGGGCAGGGUGACAGCCAGGGGCAUCACAGAUAAUAGCCUUGUUCUCCAAUGACUGCAGAAAAUAGCAUUUUCCCACUCAACAAUUCAAGAGCAAGUGUAUUCUUGAGGAUAAGCUCCUUAAAGACAAAAGAGGUUUAUGUUCAUCUCUCCCCUUUUGUCCUCCUUGGCACAAUGUAAAAAAUAAUGAUUCUAUCUAACCUGGAAGACGAAUGGCUUGUUGGGGAGCCGGUCGAGGACACUGGGAGAACACAGAGAAUCCCCCUUGCUUUGCUGCACUUGGACUUCCUUCUUUUCUUUCUAAGUCACACGUACACGCAGAGAGAAUACCCUCUUCAUGACUGUUCACAGUGUAUACGUCAUCGUCCAGAUAUGAUAGCACCUAUACUAGAUAAUCCUAGACAAAUUGUAAGCAAUGCUAGAGAAUAUAAACACGGCCACGACGGAGGGAGGGGGCUCGUGCACAGGGCGCAGCCGCUCUCCCGGAGGCCACCCUCCAGGUCUGGCAGGAGAGUGGGGAGGGGCCCUCGGCCGCCCCACUGUAGCCUCUGGUUGUAUGCACGCUGCACACAGCCCUCCUGGAGAACACAAAGGGAUCUCAAGAUGUUCUGCCUACCUAUUAGCUUUCCUUUAUUUUUUUAAUUAAGUUUUUGAGAAAAAAAAAGGUAUUUUUGAAAAGUUCGUCUUGCAAUGUAUUUAUAAAUAGUAAAUAAAGUUUUUACCAUAAAGAAA